CAAAAUGGCGACGAAACUGUGAAAAGCAAAACGAAAAACGGGGCGGACAAUGUCUUGUUGAUCUUUUGCUGAAAAAACGAAUAUUUCACAGUGAAUUUGUUAAAAACAUAAACAAAUUAGAUUGGUUACUUUCCCAUUUAUUUGCACCGACCGCAUGUGCAGUAAAGUUUAAGCUGCAAUUGGAAUUUCGGAACAUAGUUGUCUAUUGGGCUUACGUAUUUAUACCAUUCCAGCAAAGAAACAAAUACCAAAAGAAAACGAUACACACAAGUCGUAAUUUAUUUAAAUCUACUUCCAAAGACCUAUAUAAAUUUCUCCAAACAAAACUAAAUUACAAUGACGGAGUACAAAUUAGUGGUGGUAGGUGCUGGAGGUGUUGGUAAAUCUGCGCUUACAAUCCAGUUAAUACAAAAUCAUUUUGUGGAUGAAUACGAUCCGACAAUUGAAGAUUCUUAUAGAAAGCAAGUGGUUAUAGAUGGCGAAACGUGUCUGUUGGAUAUUCUAGAUACCGCUGGUCAAGAGGAGUACUCAGCUAUGCGUGAUCAAUAUAUGCGAACCGGCGAAGGAUUUCUGCUCGUUUUUGCUGUCAAUAGUGCGAAGUCAUUUGAAGAUAUUGGCACAUAUCGAGAGCAAAUAAAGCGCGUAAAAGAUGCAGAAGAGGUACCAAUGGUGUUGGUAGGAAACAAGUGCGAUCUUCAAGCCUGGGCAGUUAAUAUGACACAAGCUAGAGAGGUUGCUAAACAAUACGGCAUUCCAUUUGUUGAGACAUCUGCCAAAACAAGAAUGGGUGUGGAUGAUGCUUUCUACACAUUAGUCCGUGAGAUUCGAAAAGAUAAAGAACAUAAAGGGAAAAAGGGUCGCAAGCAUCAUAAGCUGCCACAUCAUAAAUUCAAAUGCGAGUUGCUGUAAAUGAUCUUAUAUUAAGGCAAAAAGAUGUUGGGUAACCUACACAUUCGGACAACCGGACAAUUUCAACAACAACAAAAACAACAACGAAAACGAACUAAACAGACAUUCAAUAAGAGAGUUAGCCUGUGAUGAGGAGGCUGUAGUAAAAAAAAAACAACAGUGAAUACAGCUAGAGCCGGAAAACAACAAAUUAAGCACAUAUUUUUUCAUUUAAAAAUCAGCAUAACACUAGGUAUACGCACAAGUAUAAAAUAUGCAAAUUUUACAUACAUAAAACAGACGAACUGGAGAAGUAAAAAAUGUAAAUGAAAACAUAAAAAUAUCCAAAUUUGGAAAUGAAGGAAAUAUUUAUUAAUUAUAAUAUUUUCACUUUAUUUCUGCGCACAAUUUUUAUUUUUUUUUUUUAUAUUCCUUUUGAAAGAAAUAUUUACUUUUUAUUUCAAGGGGUAUGUUGAUCUAUUAAUUCUUUAUACUGUUUGCUAUUUUAAUUAAGUGUGCUUUCCAUUCUUUGGAAAUAUUUAUUUAUAUAGUAAAAUAAGAUGAAAUUCACAAUUUUGAUUUUUGAUCGUAGCAAAUAAUCGUGCCGUUAAUUGAUUGUAUCUUUCUGAACUGUGUUCUUUGUCAAGUCUUGCAUAUAUUAAUAUGUUUGAAAUUUAAUCUGAAACUUUACACAGAUUUAAGGCAAAGGAAGAAAUUGAAUCAAAAUCAAACUGAUUGUUAUAUUUUGAACUAUAUAAUUAUAGCAAAUAUAUGAACACUUCACUUGCCUCCUUUUAAGUGCAUCGUUUCUAUGUAUGUGCCUGUGUUUUAUGUAUGCAUGUUAAAACAUAGAAAAACAUUUGGUUAUUAAUAAAAUACAUUUAUUUAAGUACAUAAAAAUUAAAAACUAACAAACAAAAUGAUGAUUAAGAUAAGUGUACUAGCUGUAACGCACAAUAAGCAAAUGUUAAUUUUAGUUUGUUUUUUUUAACGACUCUACCCCUUUUUAUACUUUUUUGGUGCUGAAGUGAAAUUAUCGUGCAUAUUUUUAUAAAAGUAAAAAAAAUUAAAAUAUUCAGUUUUAUAUAACGUUUAAUAUAUUUCUUUUAAAAAAUAUUUGAUGUAUUUUUAUGGUAUCUGUGAAUGAGGAUAUAAGGCAAGAAUGAUAUAACUUUGCCAACCGAUGUAUCCUACAUCCACUGUAAGAUUAAGACAUAAUAAUUUUGAAUGUCAUUCUUUAUAUUUUAUAUAUGUAAUUUAUUAUAUGCUUACAUCAUCAUAUUCUCAUAAUAAUAGGACUAAAGCUUCAAAAAUAGUAAAUAUAAAAUUCGUCAUGUACAUAAACGCAAUACAGUUUUAUAUCUAAAUGAUUUAUAAUUUUUAGAGAGUUGUGUCAACGAUAAAUAAUCGCUAGUUACCACAAAAUUAUUAACAUAAUUGCAAUUUUUUUACGAAAGUCCAGUAAUCAAAAAUAGCCGAAGCCUACCAUUAAUUAUCUUAAAACAAAAAACGCAUAAAUAUAUUUUCAUUGUGAGGUUGUGUUUGUUGAAAAAUCGUAAAUAAUUUAAAGCAAUCUUGCCUUUCAGUUAUGCGAAACCGAAAAAAAUGAUUGUGCAAAAAUUAUAAAAAUUCUUCAAUGAAAGCAAGUAUCUGUUAAUACAAAUAUUUUGCAUUUUUGAAAUAGUUGGAACGAUUAUUUUUUUAACAGUGAACUGAACUCAACUUUUUUUUAAUU
This is a messenger RNA of Zeugodacus cucurbitae (melon fly), 2623 nucleotides long. It is a transcript of the gene Ras85D, whose product is annotated as ras-like protein 1. Gene Ontology annotation, molecular function: GTP binding; GDP binding; GTPase activity. The transcript is spliced from 5 exons. NCBI's taxonomy places the organism in Eukaryota, Metazoa, Arthropoda, Insecta, Diptera, Tephritidae. The record is from RefSeq and is a predicted model, not a curated record. Gene Ontology annotation, biological process: epidermal growth factor receptor signaling pathway; Ras protein signal transduction. Gene Ontology annotation, cellular component: plasma membrane. Bases 337 to 909 code for a protein of 190 amino acids.